UCUGUUUCAAUUCUUGCGGAAGAGAUGGUGUUCUUGAGCUGGGGCCGUCCAUCUUCCGAGCAACAGCAACAAGUAAUCAACAAAACAGGAACGUUCAAUUAUGACAACAAGUACAGAGGGGCUUCGUCUAGAUCAAUAGCUACGCUAAAAGAGGAUUCAGAAGUCGAUAAAGAUGGAUUCUUGAUCAAUCACUCUCGGGUUUUAGUCGGUUCUGGUAAAAAUAGCUACGAGAAGGGGAAAAAAGCUCUCCAGAAUUGGAAGCAUUUUGGUAUGGAUUGGGCAUUCGUUGAUCCCAAAACUCCUGUUGAAACCGGCAAGAAGUUCUGCAUUUGUGUGAAAGAAGUGCUUCCAUGGGUGAUGCUUCCUCUGCAAGUGGUUUAUGUCGACGAAAGCCGGAAAUCUAGAAAAGGUCCUGCGCAUUUCGGCUACGGGAGCGGCACUCUUGAGGGACAUUUACUAGCCGGAGAAGAACGGUUUUCGAUAGAGCUCGACGGAGAUGGUAAAGUAUGGUAUGAGAUCAAAUCGUUGUCAAAGCCGGCUCAUUUCUUGUCCUUCUUCGGAUACCCUUAUGUGAAGCUAAGGCAGAAACACUUUGCUCAUCAUUCUUCUGAUGCUGUCCUCAAACAUCUCAACGAUUCAUCAUGA
Molecule: messenger RNA, 645 nt
Organism: Thlaspi arvense
Lineage: Eukaryota; Viridiplantae; Streptophyta; Magnoliopsida; Brassicales; Brassicaceae
Source: the annotation of a GenBank genome assembly